CUGAUUCCAAAUCUCAUAUGAUUUUGGAUUGUAGUAUUUUUUUGAUACAUGGAUCCUAAAAGACCACCAGCAUCUAAAGUCGUUCAUGUUAGAGGAUUGGCUCCUAAAACAUCUGAAAACGAUAUAAAAAAUUUAGUUCAAAAAUAUGGGAAUGUUUCUUAUGUGCUGAUGCUGCCACAGAACAAUCAAGCAUUAAUUGAAUUCGAAAAUAUAGAAGGUGCGCGAAACUUAGUUAUUACCACUGGACCACCAUCUAAACCUUUAUAUUUACAUGGAAUGCCUUGCUAUUUCAAUUUUUCAACCAGUCAAUAUAUUCAACGAACUAAAAAAGAGACUAAACUAGUCAACCCAAAUAUUUUGUUGUUUACAAUUAUUAAUGCCAAAUAUCCCAUAACAAUUGAUACUAUAAGAAAAAUUUGUGAACCUUAUGGAAAAAUUUUAAAGAUUGUCAUCUUCCAUAAAUUAGAGCUUCAUGCACUUGUUCAACUUGCUGAUGAAGCCACAGCAUUUCAUGUGAAAAAUAAUUUAGAAGGAUGUGAUAUAUAUGCUGAUUGUUGUACAAUCAAAAUUGAAUUUGCAAGAACUGAUGAUUUGAAUGUUUCCAAAAACGAUAGCAUGACCUGGGCUUUGGAUAAAGAAUCACAACAAAAUGUUACUAAUAUCACACCAAAUGCAUCUUUAAUCGACAAUGGAAUAUAUGGAGGAAUAACACCCAUUUCUACACCUUCAUCUAAUCCAUAUGAGAAAAGAUAUACCCUCGAUGCUGGCAAUGGUAUUAGAAAAACACAUGUUUUGGAACAUAUGUAUGAAUCACCUAUCGAUCAACUUAGAUCUCCAAACAAGGAAUAUGACUAUUUAAAGAUGACAGUCAAGAAACCAAGUGAAAUAGACGAAUCACGGAUCAUAGCUCAUCCUUAUUAUUCGAUCUAUUACGAUCGUUAUUUAGCAUCCACGGGUUCGGUCACCUCUGCUCGAGCAGCAGCGAAGGCGGCCGCUCUUGCAGCUAUAACCCUAGAAAAACCGACGCAUAUGGAUCCCGGACCAGCUUUAGAGAAGAUGGAGCUUGACCAAGCCUACUUUCAACCCAACCCUCUGCAAGCUCAUUUGCCUAAUAAUGGUUAUGAGCCUCAUCAACCUAUAAUUAGCAACAGCUACAACACUAGCCACCCCAUCUUAGUUGAACCUCGAAACCCUUUGGUAAUUCGUGUCACGAAUGUUUCAUCACCCGGGUUUAAUCGGACCGGUGGCGGAAUGAAACCGAAUACCUCUUUUGCAGAAUACGGUAACCAACUGGACUCAAAACCGAAAUCCGUUUUCGAUAGGCUGGGCUCGAAUAACUCUCACCACCUGAUUAACAGGAGCUAUGACCACCAUCUUCCAAUUAGUAUUCCCAAUGCGAAUCUCGGUAAUCAGCUGAUCCAUAAUCAGCUGUUAAAUAAUCGAUUGCCGCCACCUAUGCCUAGAGGAGCCAUGAAUAAUAUCAAUCUCAGUAAUUUUAAUAACGACAUGAGAGCCAGGGCAGCUGGCAACCGGUUUGGUAUUCGGUUAAGGGCUGGUCCUCCACCACCUCUAUUGCUCAACGUCAUUCGCAACGCUAUUUUCAACCAAAGAAGACCAUCUCCACGUUCUUCGCAUUUUAAUAACAAACCACCGCCAUUGAUGUCAAUCAACCCACUUCACGCUCAUGUGAAUGCCCACGGAGACUUCGAGGCCGCCAAUCAGAACGGGGAAAGCGUGGCGAACGUUUUUGUCCUCUUUGGGAUUGAACCUUCGCAGUUCAAUUGUCGCGCCAUUUUCAAUCUGUUUUCUGCCUUUGGGGUCGUCUUGAAGGUCAAAUUUCUUCGCAACCACCCUGACCGGGCCGUGAUCGAGAUGAGGGACUCAACCACGGUUUCCCGUAUGCUGAACCAAAACGUCUUGAAUAGGCAUAUGCCCCCGCUCUGCUUCGAUACCACGACGCCAGCUCACGAUAAGGAUCAAAAGCUCAAAACUUUUUUCCUCAAAAUCGGACCCGCCAAAAAGCCCUUCGACAGCCCUGACCCCGUUAUAGUUGCGUCCUCUUACAAGGCCUCGUUGGAUAUCAGGGCGAAGCUAGAAAUCAAGGACGAAAAUAGCCUACUCGACGGGACACCGAUUUGCGUGGAAGAUUUCUCGGUUCUGGAUAUAAGACGAAUACCCAAACAGCUGGCCGAGUUCGUCCACCAACAAACACCCCCUACCAUCUUGCCCUCGUCGUCUAUCCUAUUAUCUUCCUCUUCCCCUCACCAGAAAUAUUGCAUGGGAGUAUCCGACAGUUUUCCCACCGGCAAAUUGCUAAUCUGUAAUUUGCCGCAGGGUAUAGGAAUAGAGAACGUGUUGGAGCUUUUUGGCGAUAUUCCAAAAGUUAGCACCGAAAACGUGGUAAAUUCUGUUAUCAACGCCAAACCAUCGAAAAUUUUAUUGACUGACGGAGAUCAAUUUUUUGAACACGUAAAAGAUGGCGUCUCCGAGACCGAACCCAUCCUUUGGGAUCAGACGAAAACGGCUCUCAAGAAUAUUUCCGAAUCUUACAAUGUUAUGGCCCUCCAAGAUGAAAAAAUUUUGAAAUCCGCUUGCCAAACAGCCUUAGCCGAAUUCGAUUCCAUAUCGGACGCCGUUAAAGCGAUUUGUCUCACCAAUUUCACCCUUUUGCCGGCUCCCAAAGAUAUCGGAGAUUUUACUAAUGGAGAAGGCGAAGAAGAAGCUAAGACCACGUAUUUCCUUGUCAAAAUGUUUUUUUGGUCUGACCAAUUAAAAUUAGGAACGGAUUCGAAUUUCAAUUCUCCCCGAGGAAUCAAGAGAAAAUUUUGAAACAUUUAUAUUUAUAUAUAUUAAUAUGUUGUAAUUUAUCAAAGUAUUUCUUCUUUUUUUAGUUACAUUUUUUUCAUCCUAAUAUUAGAAUUAUAAAUGUAAUAAUCGAUUAGAUCUUUUAAUGUGUAUUAUGUGUGUAUAUAUAUAUAUAGGGCUCGAAUUUUGUAU
This is a messenger RNA of Gordionus sp. m RMFG-2023, 2997 nucleotides long. RefSeq lists its product as uncharacterized. Lineage: Eukaryota; Metazoa; Nematomorpha; Gordioida; Chordodea; Parachordodidae. Gene Ontology annotation, biological process: regulation of RNA splicing. The coding region runs from base 49 to 2829 and encodes 926 amino acids. The transcript has 17 exons. The record is from RefSeq and is a predicted model, not a curated record. Gene Ontology annotation, molecular function: mRNA binding. Gene Ontology annotation, cellular component: nucleus.